UCACCCGGAAAAGCCCCACGUCGGCAUAAACAAAGAAGAAAGUAGCUUGUAAUGUUCCAAAAUGUUCCGGUUUGUGGUUUUGUUGUCGAUAAUCCCGGUCUGCGAGGCAGUGUGUCCUUGUGAAAGUCAGGAGCUGUGCCAACACAUCCGUGAGCAGAGAAACUCUGAGGUAUUUGUGUUUGAUGUGGGUGGAAAAACAUGGAAGUCCUAUAACUGGAGCAUGGUGACCACAGUAGCAGCAUUUGGAAAAUAUGAUCCUGAACUCAUGUGUUAUGCCCAUUCCAAAGGAGCACGGGUGGUCCUGAAAGGUGAUGUUCCCCUCUCCAACAUUGUGGACAAAGACAACAGGACAGCAUGGAUAUUGGAGAAGGUUGAAUUGGUAAAGAGUCAGUUUAUGGAUGGAAUCAACCUUGACAUUGAACAAGAAGUGAAAGAGGGCUCACCGGAGUACCACGCUUUGACAGACUUGGUCCGAGAGACUACUGAUGCCUUCCACUGGGCGAUGCCGGGUUCUCAGGUUUCUUUUGAUGUUGCCUGGUCACCUAAAUGCAUCGAUGGUCGCUGCUAUGAUUACGGUGCCAUUGCUGAAGCCAGUGACCUGCUGUUUGUGAUGUCCUACGAUGAGCAGAGCCAGAUCACAGGGGAUUGUAUUGCAGUGGCAAAUGCUCCACUCUUUCAAACACUUAAUGGUUAUAAGGAAUAUUUGGACUUAAACAUUAGUCCAAAGAAGCUUGUGAUGGGAGUGCCAUGGUAUGGCUAUGAUUACACCUGCCUCAACAUGUCCAAGGAGGGUAUAUGUUACAUAGACAAGGUUCCUUUCCACAGCACCCCCUGCAGUGAUGCUGCUGGAAAACAGAAACCUUACAGCUGGAUCAUGAAGCAAAUUAAUAGCUCGAUUUCUGGCAGGUUGUGGGACAUAAAGCAGCAAGCUCCCUACUUUAAUUAUAAGGACGAGCAAGAACUGAUUCAUCAGGUAUGGUAUGACGACCCUGAGAGCAUUUGUGCCAAGGCUGACUUUGUGACUCGUGUAGGUUUGAGAGGCAUUGGCAUGUGGAAUGGAAACAUUCUGGACUACGGUGACGUCCCAGUGGCCAAGCAGCAGACUGCAAGAAUGUGGGAUGCUCUCUUGGGAUGCUAACCAGAACAUCAGGACUGCAAAAAUUCACACCACCCCUGAAUGUACUGCUGCCCCCAAACAAAGAAAUUGGCUGUAAUAUAGGAAUGAGUCUUAAAAGCACAUCUCCUCCAAGAUCCGUGGAGGAGAUGCACACCACACCACACGAAGAUGUGUGUGAAGGAACAUAGUUGUCGUCCAGUAUUUUAAAAGGGAUUUAAUCGGAAAUUUUUGUGUCAAUGCAUCAUUUGAUAUUGACUUAGUAAGUGCGCUUCCUCUUAUGGAUUUCAGGGACACUUCUUGCAAUGGUAGCACACCAUGUGGAAAUGUGCAAGAAAGAAAAUAUAUGUGAUCUGACAUCUUAGAACACAGAUAACAAUACUUGUGCAUUCCAUGUGCAUAGAUUAACCACUAACAUUUGCACUUUAGGUUUUUUGUGGCUUUUAUUGCUGUUGUUUUUACUUGCAGUUGCAUCUCAGAUUUUGUAGUGUGCUAAAAGAAAUGAAACACUGUUAUUAACGAUCUGCA
Messenger RNA from Thalassophryne amazonica, 1642 nucleotides. RefSeq names its product chitobiase, di-N-acetyl- (gene ctbs). Bases 62 to 1138 code for a protein of 358 amino acids. Gene Ontology annotation, molecular function: chitin binding; chitinase activity. Lineage: Eukaryota; Metazoa; Chordata; Actinopteri; Batrachoidiformes; Batrachoididae. Gene Ontology annotation, cellular component: extracellular region. The record is from RefSeq and is a predicted model, not a curated record. Gene Ontology annotation, biological process: chitin catabolic process; carbohydrate metabolic process. The transcript is spliced from 7 exons.